AUGGAUUUCAGGAUUGUGGGAGAGGGCGGCAAUGCGGUGCUGCAGACCAUUCACGCGAGUGAGGGGGGAAGGGCGAUUCGGUUGCUGCAGCAGCGCCAAAAGAUGCAGCAGCACCUGCAGGAGGCGAAGGAGAAGCUAGAAACCAAAGGCACAAAACGGAAGAAUAUCAAUUGGGGAGGCUCAGCGGCAGACAGAUUGGAAGAGCAGUUCAAGAAGGAGACCGUCGGUCUAGUCAGCGCUGAGGACUUUAAAGUGCGAAGGGCGAAGCUAGAGGAGCAGAUCAAAUACGAGGCGAAGGCGCUCUUUACACAGAAGUUUCAGGAGAAGCGCAAAUUCGAAUUUCGCCUGGCGAAGAGCAAGCUGUCCUUUUGCGACGAGCAAGUCGAAGAGGUUCUAGAACCCGCCGAUCCAGAAGAUGAGGGAGGCGACAGUGCAGCUGAAACGGGGGGGGAGGGCCUUGUUGCGGAGGAAGAGAGCAACGAACGCACGGAGGCUGCUGCGGAGACGCCGUCUUCGGAUGCGGCUUGUGCGUUGCGAGCGAACGUCAAAAAAAAUGAGGAAGCUGUGCAACACUCCCCCACGGAAGCACAUACUGCAGGCCUAUCAGGUAUUCGGAUGAUGUGUGGCUACGUGGGAUUUCAGGUGUAUUUUUGCAUGCACGGAUCUUGCCUUCAAAAAAAGGCCUGUGCUCCCUCCGUCCGUGCAGAUGCAGCCCGUCGUAGUGCGUCUUCUCCCUCUCCCGCUGAUCCUGCUGGAGGGACUGUCUUCAAAAUAAGAAAGCGAAUCGGCAAGGAUCCAAGCGUUGACACAAGUUACCUCCCCGACAAGGAGAGGGACGCCCAGCUGGCUGCAGAACGACAACAGUUGAUCGAAGAAUACAGACAAAAGGAAGAACGCGAAAAACGCAUGCCUCUGUGCGUGACAUAUUCCUAUUGGGACGGAACGGGGCACCGCCGUCGCAUUCAGGUGCUGCGCGGCUCGACAGUUGGGGAAUUUUUGGCAACGGCGAAGCGUGAGCUGGAGCGUGAAUUUGUUGAGUUGCGCUCUGUAGCUACGGAGAAUUUGAUGUACGUCAAGGAGGACCUCAUUCUGCCGCAUAACGUUACCUUCUUCGAGUUGAUCAAGAGCAAGGCUCGGGGAAAGUCAGGACCCCUUUUCCACUUUGACGCGCACGAUGACGUUCGCGUCUUUAAUGACGUUCGGACGGAGAAGGAAGACUCGCAUGCGGGAAAAAUUGUAGACAAGAAGUGGUUUGAGCGCAACAAGCACAUCUUUCCGGCCUCGCGAUGGGAAGUUUUCAAUCCAAACAAAACUUAUGACACCUACACCAUCAGAGGCGAUGAUAGAAUGUGGAAGGGUGUCGCUGAUCACAGCAACCUUGUUCCCUGGUAA
Cyclospora cayetanensis is the source of this 1392-nucleotide messenger RNA. RefSeq lists its product as uncharacterized. The transcript has 8 exons. Bases 1 to 1392 code for a protein of 463 amino acids. Gene Ontology annotation, biological process: chromatin organization. Gene Ontology annotation, cellular component: nucleus. The record is from RefSeq and is a predicted model, not a curated record. Lineage: Eukaryota; Apicomplexa; Conoidasida; Eucoccidiorida; Eimeriidae.